UCUUGUGAGGUAGUGGAGGGGGUAGAAGCCGGGUUGUUAGCACAGCAUACAAGAUGGAGGGGAGUGUUGAAAACCACGAGUUAGAGGCGAGGCGGGAAGGAGAGAGCAGCCCCGCCACACCCGCCACACCCCGAGAGGGAGACAGGGAGAGCAGUGUUGUCUGUGAAGGCCUCGUGAAGCCCCACUUCUCCCCCAGUGACUCUGUGCUGACCGACAGCGGAGUGUCGGAGAUGACCAACACAGAAUCAGAUUAUUCAGACUCCCUGGAGCAGGACGACGAGGACGCCAAGUCUUCUCCGGACGGUGUUCAGCCCCCGUCCAGUCCAUCCUCGAGGACAAAGAGUAAAGUGAUUGACUCAGAGGACUCUGGCGACGGCUCGUGGUUUGACGAUCAAGACACAAGCGACUUUUUCAUCGACGUAAAUCUGUCACACGACAACGGAAUCGUCGAGUUUGAUCCCAACGGUGAAGACUUCACGAACUGGGAUGACGUCAAGUCCUUCUUCGAGGGUCUGAUCGAAAGGCAGAACACCGAGCUGGACAGGAUCACAAACUUUGAGUACAAGCCUAAGGUCCAGGACUCGUACACCCCCUGCCGCAGCCUGUCCUUCGACGAGGCUGAGAAGAAAGAAAAGUAUGGCUUCAGCCUCUUCGAGGACGACUGCCUGCUGGACACCGAGAACCUGGUCGGCCCUUUCCCCGGCAGCCAGCGGCAUGCUGGGCACGGCGCGGCGCCCCUCCCGCCAUCCAAGGCGAUCAAGUACAAGUAUGAGAUGCGCGAUGAGUCGUGGGGUUAUUCUAGUCACGAGCCGUACUUUGACGUGCUGACCGGCCGGCGCAUUCUGUCCACCAUAUACGAGUUCGAGGUGUCGUCAGACGAAGACACAGAUUCGGUGAAGGUGACAGACGACAGCUGGCACGAGGCGACCAGCAAGAGGCUUGACGAGGCGAACAGCAUAAUUGAGGAGGAGGAGGAGGAGGAGGAGGAAGAAAAAGAAGAAGAAGAAGAAGAAGAAGAAGAAGAAGAAGAGGAGGAAGAGGAGGAUGCUGCGGAUGGAAUAAUUUGUGGAGAGGAAGCGAAACAAAAUGAGGAGGUGCCGAUGCAGCGCGUCGAUGCGGGCGGAGGCGACAGUUGUGGUGCAGCCGAGGCGUCGAGCGGUGACAGCGCAUCACACGACGACUUAAUAUUGCUGUCAGAGCACGUCAGCGCCUCAGCCCCGCCAGCACGAGGGGAGGGGCGCGAGGAGGCCAGUGAGGGUGUUGAGGCGAAGAAAACUGUAGAUAAUCCAAUGGACGGAAGCGAAACAGAAAAACAAGAGCCACACGUGAUGACGGACAAACGCGAGGCGCCCGCUGCCCCGGCGCCAGAGUCUGCCCGUCGAUCUAUGGAUGAAGGAACAGAAAGUGGAGAUCAGGAGUUCGAUAAUCUAGUCAAUCUGGAAGCUACGACGGAAACUUCUCCAAAACAAGCCGUGGGCAGCCGAGGCCCCGCCAUAACGGUACACACAGGCGGCGGCCUUGAGGGUUUAGGCCCCGCCAGCGAUGCGGAGGAAGGGAACUGUUUAGGAGAAGACGAGGAGAAAACAGAUAGUGGCGACAGAGAGAGAGGGACAGAUGGAAGUGAUAAAGAGAGAUGGACAGAUGCUGGUGACAUGAGCGGCCCACCAGCUGAGGUGACCCACGAGGUGCCUUCCCAUAGUCUCGCAUCAGCUGACUCGCCUUCACCGCCGCGAGAGUCAAGGCUUCGUGAUGACCUACCCGACCUGCGCCUCGAGGCCAGACCCCACUCACCCCCAUCGGCAGGUCCGGAGGGGGCGGCGGGACACACGACACCGCAGUCUCCGGGAAGCACCGUCGCAGGUGAAGGUGUGCGUCACGAGGUGUCGUCAAGAGAGGCCAGCGGGGAAGGGAAAGGAUACGUGAUCUCCCAACCCAACGAGGCCGCGAAGGACAUUAGCAGUCCGGCUGAGGCUGACAGAGACACCAGCCUCUGUUUAGUCAGCCCCGCGCCCCUCCGCCCCGCUGACGCCCCUGCCAACCACUCCUCGGGCAUGCAGAAGGAAGCGGAGUCGCGAACGGAGAAUAAUAAAAGUGGCGAUGAAGCAACGCUCGCCCGGGAACCUUUCACUCGCCCCUCCGCUCCUGACGCCGGGAGGGACCUGAAGGGGGAGAAGGCGCACCUUGCAGCCACCGACGCCCUCAUCCGAGAGUCCCCUGAGGAUCCCAACACCUGUGAGCCUCCCUCGACUGUCCCAAGCGGCGAGGAAAACAUUACAGAACCUCAGAAACACGCCGAAGAAGCACAUGACGUAAAAGGCGAUGAUCAGGAACGUACCAAAGUAUUAUGCGGUGACGAAGACGCUGACGUCACUUCCUUACCCGUGACAAGCACCCCCGAGCCGCCCCUGAGGCCCCACAGGCGGACACAUCACCUCAUCACCUCGCCACAGAUUGCCAAAGAAGCUGGUGGUGAGAGCGUCCCUGUGGCUUCUGUGGUUGAUAGCAGCGCCUCUGUUGAUUCUUCGGUAACUUCAUUGGGCACCCCGACGAUCCCUGAGGCCGGGAGUCACGAAGGGCAUGCAGGGUGGGACGCCUCCGGAAGUCCUCAAGGCCACCCAGACACGCAUACCCCAGAAGGUGACUGGAAGGAGCGGGUGCUGGAGGAGGAGAGGGAAGGGAAGCUGCCUGAGGACUCCGCUUCCCCGCCCAGUCUGAGGAAAGAGGUGAAGGAAACGAUGGAAAAGGAGGUGGAGGAGAGUGUGCAGACUGCCAAAACGCUUCACUCUCUACUACAACAAAAGGAAGUGGUCACGCUGAACACCACCACCACCACCACCACCAUCACCACAGCCAGGGAGACCGAGACCGAGAUAGUCCCUCCUUCAAGAGACAGAGACGAGGUCCACGUUGAGAAUAACAAAGCAAUCUCUCACCACCAAAGAAGACCGACGCAGCCUCCACCUCUGCCUCCACGGUCUCCCAUUAUCCACAAGCUCUACCGCAACUCCACCAGCCCCUCCACAGCACCCACCGUCAACCACACAGUUAACAAGAUGGACACCGUAACCCCCGCCCAUGAGGCCUCACCGUCGCCGCAUAAGCCCAAGCGGUCCUCUCGUAGCGAACUGAGGAAGCAGAUAACUAGUCACGCUCACAUCCUCGACCCUGAAGGCGGCGAAAGGAAUGGCAGUGUCUCCGUUACGCCCCCAGCCAGACCCUGCAGACGCAAACACAAACCAGGGACGACCACGAGCAGCGUCACACAAAGCAAAGCUACCGUGAAACAAGAAACAACAGCCACGAAACUUAGUGAAACAGAGACCAUCAACGACAGGCUAGACGGCGACGCUGAAACACAAGAGUCAGCGAAACGAAACGGCAACAACAACAACAACGAGCCGGAGACGGAAAACGCAGCAGUGAGAGGAAACAAGAACAGUGAUUGCAGGCUGAGUUCCCGUGUGACUGAUGCAGAGGAAGCGGACCAGACCAGAAGCGAUAGUAGGUUAGACACGAUAGAAAAAAUACCCCAGGAUGACAGGCUGAAUGGAGGCAGUGCAGAGGCUGAGACGAAGCGGGGAAGUGAUAGUGGGUCAGGCGGGCCGGGCGGAGAGGAGGAGGAGGUGGUGGUAGCAGGGGCAGGGGAAGGGAGAGGCCGUGGCACCAUCAGCACCCGAGAGCAGCCUCGCGCGUGUGCCUCGCCUGCCGCCAAUACCAACAGCCCAGAUGACGCAGCAGCGGACGUGCGGGAGAAAGGAUCGGCGCAAGAGGAGUCAGGGAACGCAGCGAAGGGUCACACAGCGGGCAUUAAAGGAGAUAUUAGGCAACGCGAAUCCAAGGUUGUAGGAAAGAGUGAGCCGAUGCACAACGAGGCUCGAACAGAACCACUGGAGGCGGGGAAGGAGAAGCAUCAAUCUUCUGGAGACGACGACCCGCCUUCCCGCCCUGCGUCGCCACCCCCUGACACUGAUCACCCUGUGUUUGAGAGUGAAGGAAGACCCGGAGAGUCACCGCUCGGCCUCACCCUCAAAUGGGAUCACUACGGCAAACCUGACGCCAGAGAACCAAUCGAAGCACCUGGUGGGGAGGCCGAUACGAAGGUGACGUUCCCCCCGGCGGCGGUUGGCGAGGCGCAUAUUGCUCCCCCACGACGGAGAAGGAAAGUGUCAUCCUCACGCAGCCUACAGCAGGAGGACGCUGCCAUCGAGCCUGACACCGGCCAGACCCUGACGAGGCCCAUCCCCCCGGUGCGACGCAAGAGGCAGUUCCUUUCACUCCCUCGCCCCCCCAAGAGCAAACUGCGCCCUUGUGACGUGUCUCCGAGUCUCAGCACGUCUGCGCUCGCCCUUGCGUCCACCCCAGAACGUCGGGCUGCCACCCCUCCCCUCAGACCGACUUCCUACCCCUCGACUCCAGCAGCGGAAAGCCCAGUGCUCCCGUUCAUUCUCCAGAGACCGAAUUCCUCUCCUCCUGCGGCGCCUGCGACCUCUACCCCCACGACUUCUGCAGCAGGGAGUCCAGCGUUCCCGUCCACUCCCAUCAGACCGGCUUCCUCUUCUGCUGUGCCUGCAACCUCCACCCCAACAACUCCUGCGACAGAAAGUCCAGCGCCCCCGUCCACUCCUACCAGACCAGCUUCCUCUCCUGUGGUGCCUUCGUCUUCCACCCCUGCGACUCCUAUAGCGGAAAGUCCAGCAUCGACCCCUCUGAGCCCAGCAUCCACCCCCACGAGUUCUGGAGUGGAGAUUCCCAACCCUUCAAUUCACCGAAACGGAGUAACAUCUUCAAGGGCAAGCCGAGCCAAGCCGGCGGUCAAGAUGGAUUUCGAGUCUGAAGCUGCCCGAAGGAUGUCCACAGGCUCGACGCCGGAGGAGCGGAAAAGAAGGACUCUGAAAAAGGCCCUGCGGAGAACGGGGUCGCUGAAGGAGAUGUUAUACACGCAGCUGCAGCAUAGGUUGGAUAAGAAUUCCCGCGGAGAGGCAAGCGACGGCCUCAAGACGAAGUACUUCCCAAAGAUCUUCCACCGCAAACAGAAGCUCUACGACAUGAGCUGCCCUUCGGAACACGACUCGGAGAUCCCAAUGCCCGCGCCGCCCCAGCAACACCUAAAAUCUGAAAGUACAGAGACCUUCGCCACCUUGCUGUCCUCCUACUUCCCGCCUGACAUGGAGGAGCAAGCCAACGCAGACGGGGAGACGAAGAACAGAUACAUAACAUUCGAACACAGUCCUUUUGAUCCUCCCACCAAUGCCAGUAAAGGGAAGAAAACGUCCCUAUCUGAAAAUACGUCUCUCCCUCACGCUCCCCUCCCAGCCUCCGCGAGCGAUACAGAAACAACGGCGCAGCUGCAAGAAGGGAACACCAACGCGGGCUUCCUGCACGAUGAAAGCGACGCCAAAGUGAAGGAUUCUCCACUCGACGGUGACUCGGCCAACACACUGAGUUUCCAGGGCGCGAGUGACGCUGAGAAAUCCAUCUUGACUUCGGUUAUCGUGGAGGAGUCGCCAGAAGAAAAGGACAAAAAAUAUGAUGAAAGUUGCCGCCAGCCGCCACAAGAAGAACCAGAACCACAAAAGAACACCACCGAGGAUGCGAAAGAACCAACAGUGGACGGAAAGGACGCGGAAACAACAACGCUUGACGACAGACUGAACGGCGAGGCGACCGAGCCAGACGCGGACCACUCCAAGGACUGGCAGACGCAGCAACGACACCACGACCUUUACGCCUCAGGGGAGAAUGACGCCCCUGGCCCCUCCUCUCCUCCUCCUCCUCCUCCUCCCACAGACGAGGAGGGCCAUGCUGAGGGCCUCGAGGAGAGCCACGAGCAGGAGCCAGCGCGGCAAGCGGGGGCCGUGUGGGAGCCUCCACACGUGAGCCUCCGAACGUGGGCCGAGCGGCAGGGCAUCAAGAGCCUGACGCUGCCGCCGCUGCGCCUGAGGGCCACGCGGAGCCCCGGCCUGGAGGAGCUGGACUACUUCUGCGACAGUGAUAGUUCCGAAGAGAGAGAUACCCCUUCCCCCGGUCCCCCUGUGGAUUCCGAGAAGGAGGGGCGACAGGGGCUCCUCCACAAGGCGAAGAAGGAGGAAGACAGGACGCAGAAGGACAGGUGUGUGGAGGUGUAUCCGGAGACGGUGAGGCAGAGACAACGGAACAUGAUGGCCGCUAACAACAAGGUCGACAUCCAGAACUGGGAAGCAAGCAACAACAACAACAACGAGAGCCAGAGUAGUCCUGCCAAGUCCAAGAAGUUCCUGCCCUCCGUCAAGGCCCUAAGGAACCAGUUCGAGGCCGGCAAGACGCCCAACGGGAAGACCGAAGUCAACGGGAAUGUCACCCCCAACGGCACUAAUGGCCACGCGCCCAGCCGCAAAUCGUCGUCUUCUGCAACUAGCACGACGCAGGAGCCAGCCAGCACCUCCCCCAGCACUUACUCCCCCACCCUCAACACCCCCAGCGCCUCCGUGGAGAGCCUGGGAUCGCCCGCUGAAGAGGUUCCAGAGAGCAAUGAGCCCGUGGAGCCGAUCUUCAACCAGUUCCGGAAGGUGGAUCAGGAGCUGCGGGAAUUGAUGAGCAAGUCCCACUCCACCACAGGCUGGGACCCGAGACCUCUGCUGAAGCGCCUCUACUACAUCCCGGAGGCCCCCAAACUGCAGAGCCAGGGCACCACCUACGUCAACAUCGAGGGCUACCUGGAGAAGCUUCCGUCGGGUCGCAAGAAAGCCACCUUCUGGAACGCCUGGAAGAGACGUUACUUCAUGGCCAAGAACGGGAUCCUCUACUACUACCAGAAUGCACAGACAGACAAACCCAACAUGAAGAUGACGCUGAUGGGCGGGAAAGUGGAGUGCAUGGAGCCCAACAUGGUCGGUGUGGACGAUGGGAGCCGCGACACUAAAGCCCCCAACAUGCUCGGCAUUGAUGACGGGAAGGGUCACUACGUGGUGGUACGCUGCAGCACCCGGCAGGAGGCGGAGCGGUGGCGCCGAGCACUUGAGACACACACAGUGGAGGACUUUGCCAGUCAGUAUGUGCAGCCUUGGCCCAUCCCCACCAACCCAGCACUGCUCAGGGACACCCUCAUUGUGGACAUUGGUUCAGCAUCUGUCAGAGCUGGCGUCUUAGCCUCACAAGCCACCCUGCCGCAAGUAUUCAUACCAUCAGUGGUGGCCAGUGGACGGGAGGGCCGAGGGCAGGUGUGGGGAAUGGACGCUCUCGCUCCAGACGUGCGUGCCAACAGUUCCCUCACCUUCCCCAUCAGGCCAACGCACAAAAUAACAAAGUAUUCUGUGGACCUGAGUGCAGUCUCAAGUCUCCUGCAGAAGACGUUUGCAGACCUAAAGGUGGACCCCAAGAACUACCACCUCCAGCUGUCAGUGCCACGCGUCCUCAACACCAACACUCAGGCAGAGCUCCUGCGCGUGCUUUUUGAAAAGUUCGGCGUCAGGUCCGUCAACCUCACCCACCAGUCCAUCCUGGCCCUGUACGCCUACAACGCCACGUCAGGCAUUGUGGUGGACAUCGGCGAGAGGAUGGACAUUGUGCCUGUUAUCGAUGGCUACAUCGUGGACGGAGGCGUGUCUCGGGUACCCUAUGGAGGCUAUCGCAUCUUGGACCAUCUACGUCAGUUCCUGUACAUGAGGAACGUGUCUCUCAUCAAUGAGGUUGAAAGUUACAUCAUCAGACAGGUGCUGGAGAACAUCUGCUACAGCGCCCACCACUACAACACUGAGAAGGCUCGCUGCACCAAGAACUCAGACAACUUUGAGAAGAGUGUGUCCCUGGCUGAGUACUUCGGCACCAAAGACUGUCCCUACGAGUCAAUUACCCUGGACUUUGGCCGCUUCCAAGCCACUGAGGGUCUCUUCAACCCUGAUGCCUGGGGUCUGGACCAUCCCGGCCUCCACAAGCUAGUCCACAAGGCCAUCAUGGAGUGCAGCAUGGACAUCCGUAAAGAGAUGAGCCGCAGCAUUUUCCUGGCUGGAGGUGUGACGCAGCUUCCCGGUUUGAAUGAUCGCCUCACCACCGAGCUGGACAACCUCACCCCGCCGGCCAUUAGACCCAAGGUCCAUGCCUCACCGUACCGUUACCACGCCGCCUACAUUGGUGCGUGUGUCCUGGCCGAGUCCCCCGCCUUCACCCAGUCCAGGAUCACACAAGAAGAUUGGAACAAACAUGGCAAUGCAACGCUCCGCAAGUGGUCGCUCUGAGUCCUCGGCUUCCCACAUCACAACUGCACCGCAGAAUCCCGUGCUGUUCUUAUAUGCUGAAAAUAGGAACAGUAUGAUGAACUCUAUAGACAUGUGCCGCUCAGUAGUAUUUGCACUUGUAACCACAUGUAUUUUUCUAUAACAUUCAUUAAAUCAAAUAAAAGCUAUAGAAUAUAUAUGCCUUUUACUUGAAUGGAUGCUACAUAUAAAGCAUUCGUCACUGGAACUGUCACUGCUGUGGAAUGUAUCAAGCAAAGACAAAAACAAGAUAAGGAUUCUGAUAAGCAACUCCCUCUUCUCCCACAUCCCUAUCAGACAUUACUCAAUACUGUGCUCCAACAAGUGGCAACUGCUCUCACGUAGUACCAGAGGAACUUUCAUGUAAACUAUGCAGGUCACAGGUGUGGAGGCUGUGAGAGGUCCUGACAGAUGAAUGUUAGUCAAAACACUAAUGAUGAGAAGGCUGGGAGCUGCUGAACAGCAUCUGUACAAUGUUUUUGCCAGCGCAUGCUGACUGCACAGCACAGUAAUUAUUUCAUUGCCAAAAACUGCUGAUCAGUCACGGCCACUGAGGCGUGCACCGAGGCGUGCCGGUCCCUCACUGUCAGGGUCUGUCAACACAAGGAAUCACUGUUUCACUGACUCCCCAGAGGAGUGGCGCUCAGUGACAAGAACUUUUAUUUUCCACAAAGUGGAAUUAACUGUGCUAUGUGACAUAACUAUGCACUAAAUGUGUACUAUGGCACAUUAUGAUUAACAGUUUCAGUAUAUACAUAUUAUGUAUGAAUGUUUACUUAUGCAUCAUUACAUGAUCUGAGCUGCUUAUAAUUAGUUCCUCAGAAUAUAUUCAUUUUAAUGCUUUCAUUUGCACAAAUUAUUCUGUUGUAAACUGUACCGAUGAACGCUAGCGUGUUAGUGGUCACGAUUACUUCCACAGAGCACGUCACAGAACAAAGUCCCUCCAUCACCGUGGUGUAUAAUUUGUACAUAUGUAUCCAAAGAGGGUAUAUUGGUUAACUUAUUUAUGUAUAAAGUACAGUUGGACUUAUUUACUUACAAUAAAAAUUUGUAAAUUAA
Eriocheir sinensis (Chinese mitten crab) is the source of this 9287-nucleotide messenger RNA. RefSeq names its product mucin-12-like. The record is from RefSeq and is a predicted model, not a curated record. Bases 54 to 8210 code for a protein of 2718 amino acids. NCBI's taxonomy places the organism in Eukaryota, Metazoa, Arthropoda, Malacostraca, Decapoda, Varunidae. The transcript has 14 exons.